Messenger RNA from Fraxinus pennsylvanica, 3210 nucleotides. The record is from the annotation of a GenBank genome assembly. Lineage: Eukaryota; Viridiplantae; Streptophyta; Magnoliopsida; Lamiales; Oleaceae.
AUGAGCUUGGAAAAUGAAGAUCAGAAGUCUCCCUACGAGGCAUCUGAAACGAUUCCUGAAGUUGAAAAGAAGCUGAAAGUUUCAUACACAAGAGAGUUCCUCUUGUCCUUGUGCAAUUUGGAUGUUUGCAAGAAGCUACCAAGUGGGUUUGAUGAAUCAUGGCCGAGUGAAUUUGAUGAUGGCUUGCAAAGCAUACAUGAUCGACCAAGAAUGUCCGAGAACUUGUCAUCACAGGGUUUCAGACGCAACGAGUAUGGCUCAUCACCGAUUACUCGAGGAGAUUCUGAUAGUUACUCUCGAGGUAUAUACGGAAGACGGGGAAGCCAAUUAUCUGGGCAAAACGAUCAAGAUAGCGACUCAAAAUCCAGCAGGGACUCAGAUUCUGGAAGGCAUUUUGGCCAUCAGUCAAGGAGGCCUUGGCAGACUCCUAAGCAUGACGGGCUUCUCGGGAGUGGUUCAUUUCCAAGACCAUCUGGAUAUGCAGCUGGGAUCUCCGGUUCAAAAGCACAAGGAAAUGAGCACUAUCAACUUAAAAAGAGCAACGAACCUUAUCAGCCUCCACGACCUUAUAAGGCAGUACCUUAUUCACGGAGAGACACCGACUCUUACAACGAUGAAACAUUUGGUUCAACAGAGUCAACUAGUGAGGAUAGAGCGGAGGAGGAAAGGAGGAGAAGAGCCUCUUUUGAUUUGAUGAGGAAGGAACAAUUAAAGGUUUUUCAGGAGAAGCAAAAAUUAAACAUGGAGAAGCAUAAAGCUGAUGGUGUCUCAGACCUUGGUGAACUAUUGGAGGAUAGCAGAGAGAAACGGAGAGUUUUGGGCAGGAACAAUGAAUUAGACUCUUCCUCUGCCGCUUCUUUCUUAAAUGAUUCUGAAAAAUCUUCUUUUGCUUCACAAUCACCUGUGUCUAGGCCACUUGUUCCGCCAGGUUUUACCAACAAUAUUCUGGAUAAGAGUGUUGGCUUGAAAUCUUCAAUUCAUCCUCCUUUGACGGAGGUUGAAAAACCUAUAACAGGGGAAAGCCUCUUUCAUGCUGGAGCCCAAUCCAUCCAAAAUGGUACUCACUAUAGUUUAGAGAGGAAGUUAUCACUGGAGAAAAGUUUAUUUGAUGGACAGCCUGAGGAUGAGACUAAGGAUGCACUGGUUUUGAACAAGGUUGAAAACAUGAAUUUUCACUCAACUUCAAAUUCGUCAAGCUAUAUACCUGGCAUGGAAAAUCAGUUGCACCAGAAUUCUAGACAUCUAGAUGCUCAUGAAACCUUGGGUUGCCCUGAAAUCUUUGAACUUGAUGCCAAGGUAUUGGAAGACAAAAUUGUAGGUGAGUCAAAUAGAAGUUAUACAACACCAAAUUCAGAAAAGAAUGUUAGCAGCACAUUGUCAAUGAAUGGAGGUGGAUCUGAUACUGCUGAGUGUCAUGAUGGUAAACUUGAUGUUAAAUGGAGUUCUGUUGAGUCAUCAAAGUUUUCCCAAUGGUUUUACGAGGAAGAGGCAAAGCCAACGGAUGAUAUCAGAUUUGGAAGGCCCAAUGAUUUGCUAUCAUUAAUCGUCAGUGGUGACAAGGGAAGAUAUCAGGUUUCUGACUUGGAAACAGAGGAGAAACUUUCACGUGAUUUUUCCUACACAAGCUCUCAGCAUAGUAAUAAGUUAAGAUAUGAAGUACCUUCUGCAGCUAAUGGAAUCUCUGAGCAGUUGGGCAUUAGUAACAAGAAAGAGAUUUUUCCUGCAGUCCUUACAUGUGAAGACCUUGAACAAUCGAUUUUGUCGGAAUACAGUGCAAAGACUUCAAAUGUGCAGCCAUGGAUACAAGGCUGGGGUACUACUAGUGCGAAUACUGAGCGGCCAAGAGAUCAUGUUGAUAAUUAUGCGUCUGGACACCUGCUUUCAUUAUUGCAGAAGGGGACAGACCCGAGUAAUUCGACCCCAAACUCUAGUAUGGCUCUGGGUUUUGCUGGCAAACUACUAGUCUCCGAAGAACAUGAUAAGGGCAAUGCUGUAAAUGAACCUAAAGGCGAAGUAGGCACCAAAAAUAUAGAUAAUUUAGGAAAGACACUUACGAUGGAAGCUCUCUUUGGUUCUGCUUUCAUGAAGGAGCUGCAAUCAGUUGAUGCACCUGUUUCUGUCCAUAGGGGUGGACCAGUUGAGUCUACACGAACUGAUGCCCCUGAGCCUCAUGGAUUAUCCUUUCCAAACAUGGAUAAUGACAUUUUUUCUUUGGGAGUUGAUCAAACCAGAUUUGAAAGGACAGAUCAUGAUAGUAGUAUUUUGAUUUCAAACCAGAGAAAGCAAACCAAGCCAGGCAAGGUUGAGAACUGGCAAGGGUAUGAUGACUCCCAAAUUGAUUCAAAUCGUCAUACUGAAGUAGUCUCCAAACAUGGUGGCUUUGAUGGGGUAGUUGAAUUUCAGCUGCCUGAAGAGGAGAGCUUAAUUUCUGUAGAUAAUCAGAAUCAUCCGAUUUCGACAUUUAUUCCAAGUGUUAAUUCGGGUAAAAAUGAUUUCUUUUUCUCAAACGCCCCUCAAAAACUGGUGGCUACCAAUGCCAUCAUCAAAGACAAACAAAUUAUGCUUGGUUCAGAAAGUUUGCCCUUUACACAUGGUCCUCAUGAGCAAAUGGAGCAAAAUAUUCCCUAUCACAAUUCUACCCAGCAAUCAUUGUCCCAGUUUCAACCUCCACAAAUGACUCAUGCGAGGCCAUUAUUUCAUCCCAUGGAUUCUCAUCGUGCUCACACAACGUCCCAGAUGAAGUUCACGGAUCCCGAGAUCAUACUUAAUCAAGAAUCUCAGGCCAAUCACCAUUUUCUUGGAAAUAUGAUCCGCCCUCCUUUUCAUCACUCUAGUGCAGGGGUUGCUGGGUUUGAAGUCCCGGCUCACCACCCUUCGAUGCUACAUCAAAUGCAGAUGUCGGGCAAUAAUCCUCCUCACCUGUUACCGGACUUUACACGGGGCGGUCCAAUGUCUCAUCCUGGCGGUCAACCAACUGGUAUUCAGGAAAUGAAUCCAAUACGAGGUUUUCCUUUUGGACCUGGCCAACUCAACAUUGGCACUCUUGGGAUGCCGAUUCCACCUCCUGAUAUCAAUGGCAACCCCGAGUCAUUUCAAAGGCUAAUUGAAAUAGAACGUCAGGCGAGGUCGAAGCAGAUCCACCCUCUUGCUGCUGGCCGUAACGAAGGAAUUCACCGUAGGGAAUUAGACAUGGAUUUCCGACAGAGAUAG